AUGACCUCCCCAAUUCACAUCAAGCAGCAGCAAACCCGUACAGAAACAUGCAAGUUGAACAUCAUUAUUGUUGGCGCGGGCCUUGCAGGCCUCGGUUCUGCUAUUAGCUGCGCUCUGGCUGGCCACGACGUGCAGGUCCUGGAGGCGACGCAUGAGAUCCGCGAAGUCGGCGCGGGAAUCCAGGUUUUGCCGAAUAGUUCGCGCGUUCUGCAGCAUUGGGGGUUGGGAGAGGCGCUUCGGCCGUACAUGACUUAUCCUCGCGUUUGCAAUUUCCUGGGGUGGAAGGGGAAUGGCAUUUCUUCCAUGGAUUUUCAUGAGUCAGAGAAGAACUAUCCGGGUACUUGGUAUCGGGAUUUUCACCGUGCGGAUCUGCAGCUGUGUCUGGUUAGAAGGGCUGUUGAGCUGGGGGUUGUGGUGACUUGUGAUGCUCGUGUGGUGGAUGUUUCUGUUGGGGAGGAUGGGGGGACUGCGACUGCUACGGUGGCGGAUGGAAGACAGUGGAUUGGCGAUUUGGUCAUUGGGGCGGAUGGGAUCUUUGGGAAGUUGACGGAAGGUCUGUUGGGGCGUGUUGAUCCGCCAGUGAAGACGGGUGAUUUGGCAUAUCGUCUUUUGUUGUCUACGGAGGAGAUGCUCAAAGAUCCUGAUCUGGCGGAACUGGUUACGGAUCCUCAGGUGAACUAUUGGCUUGGUCCGGAUGCGCAUGCUGUCAACUAUGUUCUUCGAGGCGGAGAGCUAUUCAAUAUGGUCCUCCUUGUGCCCGAUGACAUUCCAGAGGAAUCUCUCGCUUCUACCAUUGAGGGUAACGUGGAGGAGAUGUGUGCACUGUUCAAAGAUUGGGAUCCAAGGAUCCCCAAGCUCCUGCAGCUAUGCCAAUCGGUCCAAAAAUGGCGGCUUUGCAUCCGAUUCGGAGAUUUCGACUGGACUCAUCCAUCCGGUGCGUUCGUCAUGCUGGGCGAUGCAGUCCACGCAACAUUACCAUACUUAGCAUCCGGUGCUGGCAUGUCCUUCGAAGAUGGAGCAGUUCUAGGAGAAUGUCUCUCCCGCCUCCCAAACAACCCCAAUACCUCCAAGACCUCGGCCGAAUUCCUACAAGCGAAAAAGCACGCCCUUGCCGUCUUCCAGAACUGUCGCAAACAGCGCACGAAAAUGGUCGUGGAGCGUGGCAAUGUCCAGCAAUAUCUGUAUCACUUGCAUGAUGGCCCUGAGCAGCAGGAGCGAGAUCGCAAGAUGCAAAUGGUGCCUACGCCGGAAGGUGAAGCAUUAGCUUGGCGAGACCCCGGUUUGGCGCCGAAGUUGUUGGGUUAUGACCACAUUUCCGAUAUCCUAGUCACUACUUACUAG
Messenger RNA from Penicillium nucicola, 1341 nucleotides. RefSeq lists its product as uncharacterized. The transcript is spliced from 5 exons. Bases 1 to 1341 code for a protein of 446 amino acids. Gene Ontology annotation, molecular function: FAD binding; monooxygenase activity. Gene Ontology annotation, biological process: secondary metabolite biosynthetic process. Lineage: Eukaryota; Fungi; Ascomycota; Eurotiomycetes; Eurotiales; Aspergillaceae. The record is from RefSeq and is a predicted model, not a curated record.